Molecule: messenger RNA, 5443 nt
Organism: Coregonus sp. 'balchen'
Lineage: Eukaryota; Metazoa; Chordata; Actinopteri; Salmoniformes; Salmonidae
Source: the annotation of a GenBank genome assembly
GUUGCAAAGAUCCUUAAAGAUCUUGAAAAACAGAAAGCCACAGGCCUGAAUAACAUCCCAGCUAGAUUCCUGAGUGAUGCUGCUGAUCGUAUUGGACCUUAUGUAACACACAUCAUCAACCUUUCCAUUCAACAUGGAAAGGUACCACAGGAGUUGAAACAUGCAAGAAUUGUUCCUUUAUACAAGAAAGGAAGCAAACUUUGAACAAGGGAACUACAGACCAGUGUCAAUUUUGAGUAUGUUGUCAAAGGUUUUAUAAAGAACACUCCAUGAAACAGAUCCUAAAGUACAUUGAUGACCAUAACAUUUCAUAUGACCUUCAGUCUGGCUUUAGACAAUCCUAUUCCACCAACACAUGUUUACUAUACUUGACAGAUUUUGUCAAGCAAGAAAUUGACAAGGGCAAAUGCUGUGGUACAGAAUGACACCGAAGAAGAUGGCAGCCGUUUUACAGCCCUCUAACAAAUUGUACUAUUAUCUAAAAUUUAUUUCACUCACCCCCCAUUUUAUUUUUUUAAAAUGGGGUUUUUGGGACCCCAAAAUUUGUCCUUGCGGGGUGAUUUAAAACACUCAAAAGGGAGGAGGAAAAACAGGCGUCGGUCCCCGAACAAAAAACAUAACCUCUAUAUAAACUACUGUUUUUUCCCAGGCUUUAAAAAGGCCCUGCCGGCAUGCUUUUUUGAGAAGAAAAAAUUUAACACCCAAAGUGACAAAACAUUAGGAACACCUUCCUAAUUUGAGUUGCCCCCCCUUUUUCCCCUCAAACACCCCUCAAUUCAUCGGGGCAUGAACUCUAAAAUUGUCGAAACGUUCCAGGGGUUUUUCGGGCCCAUUUUAACCCCAAUGCUUCCCAAAAGUUGUGCCAAUUUGGCUGAAGGGUCCUUUGGGUGGGGGAAACCUUCGGGUUACCCAGGGAAAAACGUUGGGUGAAAAACCCACGGGCAUUACGUUUUGACACACAAAACCCCGGGGGCACCGGAAACCUACAAACCAAACCCCUUUCCCCGGCAUUUAAAAUAUUUUUCCUAAUUUUUUGAAAACCUCAGUGCUAUGGAGAAAGUGUUGCAAACUUUAAAUCAAAGGACCCCCAAAUUUAACUAUCUGAAAAGUGCAGUGCUGAGGUCUCAGUGUUUGGGCAUUUUAAGAGCUUUAAAAACCCUUUUGGUUACAAUUUACUUUUUAAAAAUUUUUAUCAUUUAGCAAACGCUCUUACCAAAGUGACUUACGGGAAACCCUUUAAAGGGUUUCAGUGCCUUCCUAAAGGGGCCAUCGACAAUUUUUCCCUAGUCCCCCCCUUGGGGAAUUAAAACCCAGCAACCUUUAAAGUUACUGGCACAACCCCUUUAACCCUAACAAACCUCCGCCCAUCAUUUACAGUAAUACUGUGGCUGUGUGUGCCCCAAAAGGGCCCCCCUUUUCCCCUAAUAUGGGGGCCCUGGCCCAAAAGUAUGCAUUUAUAUGGGGAAUAGGGUCCCUUUUUGGGACGCACAUGUACCCCAGCCUUUCUGUAGUGUUUUUUCCUCAUUGGGUCGAAAAAAAAACCCUUUUUAAAUUCCAGGGUAGGGAAAAAGUAAAAAUACCAAAUUUUUAAACCCUAAGAAACCAUCACAUGGUACAUAAAUGAAAUUUGGGUAAAAUGGAUACAGGAGGGAAUGCAUAUAAAAACCAUUACAUUUAAAUUUAAACCCCCUUUUUUCUUUUAAUCCCAAAACCUAUAAAAAUUUUUAAAUAAACCAAAUAAGAAUACCCGGACGAAUAUCAAACAAAAAAGACAAAACAAUUUUAAGGAUUUCUUUUUGAGUGACUACUUGAGGGGAAAAUUUUUUUUUGGGGGGGAAAAUUUUUCCCCAUGUGACGGGUGUUUCCCCUCUGAAAAAUUGCUUCGUUUUGGGUUUUUGUUUGGGACAGGGGAUUUGAACUGUGUGGUAGCGGGAAAGGGCCUCCCCAAAGGGCUGUUUGGGGAAGGGUUUGACGAUCCUGUUUUAAAUCUGGGCCCCACUUGACAUUUUUUCUUCUAUUAAAAGUGUUAACCCCAAAGGGGGGGGUCAUCUUAAUAAAGAGGAAAGACAACCAAAUAAAUUCUCCUUUCUUUGAUAAAAAAAGACAGGUUUUUCGUGGUUCGAUCUUCAUUCAUUGUUGAACAAUUGUUCAUAAAAAAUGAAAUUUUGAAAAAAUUGAAAAAUGAACAAAACCUGAGAAAAAGCAGGAAAGACUAUUUUUUUUUUCAAUCUAUCCCCUAUUUUUUUUUGAGGUAGCCUAAUUUUUUACCAAAUUUUAAACCAAAAUUUUUCAUUUUAAGGGUAUGGCCUAUAAAAAAUAAAGGAAAAACCAAAAACAGAUGUUUCUAAAAUUUUUUUCUUUUUUUUACAUUUACAAUUUAAAACCGGGUAAUGUUUUUUUUUAAAUACAAGUGAUCACCCCAACUUUUCCCUUCUUUUGUCGGGCCCCACAAAGUGCUGCGUUUCAGGGUUUUUGGGAGUCUCAAAAACUGUUUUCUGCCUUGAAAAUUCCACACGGGCCUACUGACACUGUUCCCCCAUGUUAUAUUGGGUUUUUAAAACCCCCCCUAAGCGAGCGACAGCACUUUUUUUUGGUCCCCGGGGCCCCUCCCUUAAACAUCCAAAAUUAUUAAACGCAAAUCCAAGAGCAUCUCUUUGCUGCCCCCAUUUUUUUCUAUGCCACAUUUUACUGAACCACUUUUAAAACCCAUAUCAGGGGCUGUUUUCAUUUUCCAUUUUACUUUUUGAAACAUGUAUUUUUAUGUAAUUUUGUAGUGAAUUUAUGGUGUUUUAUCUGUUCUUUUUAAUACAAAAUCAUGGGGUUUUAAAAGAAAAUCGAGGGAAAUGAAAAAAACAUUCUUCAUUCUUUAAGGUUUUUAAAUAAGAAAAAUUUACUUUAUCUUAUUUUUGAGUUUGGGUUUCCAGUUCCCCAUGGCCCCUUUUUGGGGAACCUUGGUAUUUUUUUAACUCCUUUCGAAUUUCUCAAUAAUUAUUUGUUUUGGGUUUGUUUUUUAUUUUAAAUUUUUUUUUAUAACCUUUUUUUUUUCCUGAUGCUAUUAAAUAUGAAUGCAAAAUUUUAAAGUUUUUUUUCAUCAACAACUUUAAAUUGGGUUUUGGGAUUUUUUGACUACUUCUCCAAACUAUUUAAACUAGUUUGUUGUUUGGUUUUGAAAUAUCACCUAAUGUUCCUACAUCUUCCGGGAUAAAUCUCAUCCCCUUUUGGGGCCCAAACGACCUUGGGUUUUUCAUGCUUGCAUUUUUUCUGUGCAUUGCAUCAAAUGGUUGUUUCGGCUGCUGGAGGGGGGUUUUCCCCCCCGAUCAACGAUUUUUAAACUCCCCCUUUUUUGCUGCGCCCCCUCCCCUUUGGGGCAACCAUGGGAAACCCCUACCAACCGAUAAAACACGGAGGCCUGUUUUUCUUCUAAGACAAUAUAUUUUUUCACCGGGACUGGGGGGGACCCGGCCCUAGUCCACCACUCCAGCAACCAUUUUUUGGAAAAGAACACCCGGAAUGAGGGAAAAGGGGGGGAGAAAAGCAGGGGUUUAAAGAGACCCCGCUGCGACAUACCCCCAACGGUUUUUGGGGGCGGGCCUACCAACCCCUUUUUGGGUGCCAUUUUUUUGGGGGGGGUUUUGUUGCCCCCCCAUCCGAGGGGGGAGGCCCACCCAGCUUGGAAAUGGACAGGGCUAAACCCCUUUUUUGGGAGAGGGGACAGAGGCCCCUUCAAUUGGGGUCGGUAGUCUUCCUUGGUAGAAAAAACUCAGGGGGAGAACUAACCAAAGUAAACCCAAACAAAACUCUUUCAAGCCCCCCCCCCUUGAGAUUUUGCAUUUUUUUUUCCAUUUUAAUGUAUUUCCCCAAAAAAUAAUGGAUUUGUUUGCUUGCCAGAAAGAAUAAUGCGGGGGUUUUAAUUUUCACAGACCCCGGGGGUUUAAGUUUCCUUUCCCUUUCAAAGACCCCGAAAUAUAAAUAAAAAAUUUCCGAUUACCUGAAAGGCCCGAAAUCAGAGGGGAGUGGGGGGUUUGAAAUCUUCAAAAACAGACAUUUGGUUUUUAAAAAGAGAACUGAUUUAAACCAUGAUAGCAUGGAACAUUUUUGGGUGGGUUUGGGUUUUCCCAAAAGCGAGCCAAUCUUGGUAGGGGCUCUAACCUAUAGACCUCCCAACCCAAUUUACUUUAAAAGAGAUCCUUGAAAAUGUGUGGGAAAUCCCUACUGUGCCCUUUUUAAAAUGUGAAGUGGGUUCUCCGGGGGGAGGGAAUACUUAUUAUUUUAACCUUAGGGUGCCCCCUGUAUAAGGCCCUUUUCUGCUUUUGGGAAAAAAAUUUUUUUUACUCUGCACCAUUUAAAUGCCCUUGACCAUUUUUUGGUAUCAGAUAAAAACACCAUAAAAUUCCCCAAAAUGGUGUAAAUGCAUAAGGGGAAAUUAAAUGGGCCAUUUCUUAAUACAAAAACACAGGAAAAUGAAUUUUUAAAAAAAUGGUAAAUUUUCACAAUACCCAUCCCGGACCAAAACCCUCAAAACUAUACAAAAAAACCAAUUUCCCGAUUCUAGGACAUGUAGAAAUUUUGAUGGAGUUUGGAAAUUUUUGAGGGUGUUGAAUGGGAUGGGGUCCUUCCCCAAAGGGAACUUCCCCAUACUAUAAAUCCCCCCGUACUCAUUUUUGGGAGAGCAUGGCCUUUUCAAAAAGCCAGGGUUUUUGGGUUCGUUUCCCCACGAGGGGCCGUAAAAAAAUGUAUGCAAACCCCUAAAUGUAAAUCGCUCUGGAUAAGAGGGUCUGCUAAAUUACUAAAAAGUAAAAAAAAAAGUCCGGGGGGACAAGCGGGCAAACCCCAAAAAUGAAAGAGGAUCAAAAAAAAAGGGCAAACCUGGAUCAGUAGGGAAAUCCUUUAUUCCCUCCCCCAUGAGAAAAAAAUUCUCCCAAAAAACUUUUAAAGGGGGGAAAAACGCCCGGACUUCAAAUCAAUACAAACAAACCCAAGGAAAACAAACAAAGGGUGGUUUAAAGAAGCAACAACAAAAACCAAAUCAAAAACAUUGGACAGAACUCAAUGGUAAAUGUAAACCCUUUUCCCGGAUUCAAGGGGGCGAAUUUAUUUUAAAAAGCCUUUUCACCACCCUUUUCCAGCAACCUUUUUGGCCAAUCACUAAUUCUGGCGCCUUUGGAAAACAAACACAUUUAAAAAAACCCAUCAUUUUUCCAAGGCUAUCUACGGGGGACAGUUAGUUUUUACGGUUUCAACUUAAUUUGCAAAAAUCCUUAAAAAAUUUUUGAAAAAAAGAAAGCCACGGGCCUUUAAAAACUCCCAGCUAAUUUCCCAUGAUGCUGCUGAUCGAUUGGACCUUUGUAACCACAUCAUCAAACCUUUUCCCUUCAACUGGGAAAUACCACAGGGGUUGAAACCCUGCAAGAAUUUUUCCUUUUUACAAAAAGGAAGCAAAAUU